CUCCAUCACAAUAUGCCGCGGCGCGUGUUGCUGACAGGAGGAUCGGGGUAUCUCGGAGGCGAAGCCCUGUACCAGAUCGCGGCGCUCCGCUCCACGGGCGAGCUGCCCGAUCUGGUCAUCUACACGACCUACUUCCACGCCGAAAGCGUCGACAAGCUCAAGGCGCUCGGGACUGAGCCGGUCCAGAUCGACCGCGAGGACCCCGUGGCGCUCAAGGCGUUCAUCCACGAGCACGACAUCGACACGGUGGUGGAGAUGACUGAUUUCCGGUGGGAUGCGGUCGCGCCGCCUGUUAUCGAGGCGCUGGGCGAGCUCGGCGGCGAGCGGCGGUACAUCGGGCACGGCGGCGCAAAGAUCUUUGCAUCCUUCGCGGGCAUCGAAACCCGCGAGCCGAUCUACGACGACGCCGACCCGCUCCACGCCCCACGGGGAGGCAACGACAUUUUCCAAGUCGCGCGUGACCUCGCCGACAACUAUGCUACGGCGCAGGCACUCGGCGCCAAGGUCGGCGUCAAGGUGCACAACGUGCUCUCGCCGACCAUCUUUGGGCGGAGCCACACGUUCGGCCCGCAGACGCUCAGCAUCCACCUCGUGCGGCUGGUACAGAUCGCCAAGGCGACUGGGCACCUGUGGCGGUGGCCGUCGACGGCGACGUUUGCGCUGUGCCAUAUCGAAGACCUGGGUGCGCUGUACGUCCAGCUGCUGAAGCGCCCCGACGCGCCGGCUGGGUUCUACUUCGCCGAGAACGGCAGCUUCGAGUGGACCAAGCUGUCCAAGGUCAUCCUGCACGACCUCGAGCUCGACGAGACGGUCAAGCCGGCCACCGAGAUUGAUUUCGACGCCGCCGCCGCCGCGAUCGGAGUCAAGCCCGAGCAGAUCAUCAUCGAGUGCGGCGGGCGCAUGAACAUUGUCGGACGGAACGGACGCAACAUUGGCUGGCAGCCAAAGCAUGGGCCAGAGGAGAUCUACCAGCUCGCCGGGGCAGACUCCAAGUGGAUCGAACAGAACAUCGACUUGAACGACAAGUCAUUCUUUAUCGACUUGAGACAGACGGGCAUGCCGAAGCAUCACUAG
Molecule: messenger RNA, 1074 nt
Organism: Vanrija pseudolonga
Lineage: Eukaryota; Fungi; Basidiomycota; Tremellomycetes; Trichosporonales; Trichosporonaceae
Exons: 3
Coding region: 13-1074 (353 amino acids)
Source: RefSeq, a predicted model, not a curated record